Messenger RNA from Ochlerotatus camptorhynchus, 1358 nucleotides. RefSeq names its product retinoid-inducible serine carboxypeptidase-like. Lineage: Eukaryota; Metazoa; Arthropoda; Insecta; Diptera; Culicidae. Gene Ontology annotation, molecular function: serine-type carboxypeptidase activity. Gene Ontology annotation, biological process: proteolysis. The transcript has 4 exons. The record is from RefSeq and is a predicted model, not a curated record. The coding region runs from base 30 to 1358 and encodes 442 amino acids.
GUUCAAUCGACGUGCAUCGAACGGUGACAAUGUUGAGAUAUUGCAUAAUCGUGCAAUGCAUUCUAGCUGCUUCAACAGCUGAUCAUAACGGUUUCGGACCGGGCAGACAGGACUGGGGUCUUGCAAAGGUUCGUCAAGGAGCUCAUAUGUUCUGGUGGUUGUACUACGUCACCAAUCCGGGUGCAGAUCAUUACACAGAUCGACCCAUAGUGAUCUGGCUCCAGGGAGGACCCGGAGCAUCCUCGAGUGGCUAUGGAAAUUUUGAAGAAAUUGGACCAUUGGAUCUAGAUCUACACGAACGAUCGCAUACAUGGGUGAAGUACUGCAACAUUCUGUUCGUCGACAAUCCAGUUGGAAGUGGUUUCAGUUAUGUAGAUGACCCGUCACUGCUAGCAAAGGAUAACGACCAGAUAGCACAGGAUUUGGUGACGCUCAUGAAACAGUUUUACAGAUUGUUCCCGGAGUUUCACAAGACUCCCCUACACAUAUUUUCCGAAAGCUACGGUGGAAAGAUGGCCGUAGAAUUUGCAUACCAACUGGAUCGAGCCAUUAAGGAAGGAUCGAUUGAUUGCAAUCUGCGCUCAGUGGCAUUGGGAGCUCCAUGGAUUUCACCGGAAGAUUCUGUCUUAGCGUGGGGAGAAUUUCUUCUCAACCUCGGAUUCGUAGAUACCAAAGGGUACUCGGUGAUUCAGAAAGCUGCCGAGGGCAUCCAAGAUCUUAUUCGCAUUAAUAAAACUAGAGCAGCAACGGAAAUUUGGAGAAGCAUGCAGCAAUUAGUGACGAACGAAACCGUUGGGAUCGAUUGUUACAACGUUUUGACACCUCAAGAAUUCACAAGUAAAGCACUCGUGAAGAAUGACGAUGAAAUUCUGGAAUUCAGCGAAGACGGUCAUCCCAGCCUUCGAGUAGCACGAUCCAUGGAUAGCACUGAUAAGCUGAAACUGUUGAUGCGCGGUCCAGUCGCUGCCUCUUUGGGCAUCCCGAGUCGUGCCUUAUGGGGUUCUCAAAAGGAUAAGGUUUUCGAAGCGCUGUACGAGGAUUUUAUGAAACCGGCGACCAAAACGGUGGAAUUGCUGCUGAACAACACCAACGUCAAUGUCAUCGUGUACACCGGGCAGCUGGAUUUGGUAGUAUGUACCCCCGGAACCGUACGAUGGGUUGAAAAGCUGCAGUGGCCCGGUAGUGUUGAAUACCUGAAUGCUCCAAGAACCGGUAUGGGGUACUUGGGAGUUUUAGAAGGUUAUGCAAAAUGUUACGAUAGAUUGUCGAUGUAUUGGAUUAACAGAUCCGGCCACAUGGCGCCUGUUGAUAAUCACAUGGCAAUGCAGUACAUUCUGGACAAGCAUGUUCGGGCUUGA